AUGAGUAGCACACUCUCAACAAUCAGCCUACCCUCGAACCAAUACUCGGGCUCCUUUCCAGUUGUCUACGACCACGGUCGAAGUUCGACGCAGCCUCGGAACUCGUUCCGGAACGCGAAAGCAGUGAAAGGUGGCUUCCGACCUCGUCUCGUUGCACCUCUACGCCUGUCUACGACAAGAACACUCACCGCCGAUCCCGUUUCACUGGAUACGGUCUGUCGGAAAGUCAGGGCUUUGCUUAACAAACUUGCCGUGGCAACGUUCGACUCUAUCUCAGAUCAGAUCAUCGAGUGGGCCAACAUGCCUCGAAUGGAGACUGACGCUCGAACGCUCAAACAAAUUAUACAGCUGAUCUAUGGGGCGGUGGACGAAAACGAGUGGUUGGUGGAGAUGCUUGCGCGCCUGUGCAGAAAGAUGAUGGAGCAGAUAAGCCCCGAGGUGCAAGAUAGCAGUGUCAUGAGCGCGCAGGGCUGGCCUAUCACUGGAGGACACCUCUUCCGUAAAUACCUCCUCAACCGGUGCCAGGAAGAUUUCGAGCGAGGCUGGGUAUCGAUGGAAGCUGCUGCGACAUCUAAAACUUUGAGCGACAAGGUGGUCAACGAUAAAGCCACCGCCAACGCUAAAGGGGCCGAGUCGCCCGACGAGGUUGCUUUUUACUCCGAGAAAUAUUACGCCACCCAGAAAGCCAGGCAUCAGGGUCUUGGUCUCAUCGUGUUCAUGAGUGAGCUGUUCAAGUUCCAAAUGUUGACGGAGCGUAUCAUGCACGAGUGCGUGAAGAAAUUGCUCCGAAACUUUGACAACCCUGAGGAGGAAGAGAUCGAGGGUUUGUGCAAGCUACUCUCUACCGUUGGACAAUUGCUCGACACGCCCAAGGCCCGUGCCCACAUGGACGCGUACUUCUUGAGGAUAAACAAUUUGAUGAAGAGUCUCAUCGUAUCAUCGCGCAUGCAAUUUAUGCUCCAGGACAUCAUUGAGCUACGCCAACGCAGAUGGGUCAGCCGCAGCUCAGCCACAGUGCCUACUACACAGGUGUUUCAUGAACUCUCGAGCAAGAUUUUCAGCCAGAUCAACGAAAACUUUAAUGAACUCCUCGGUCUCCGCAAUUCAGACGCAGCGGAGGAAUAUUUUUCGAAUUGGCCACCAUCUCGUCAUGAAGACCUGGUCCGCGCCCUCGUACUGAAGGCCAUCGAGUCGAGGGAGGCUGGUGUUACCCUAAUCGCCAGAGUGUUCGCUCGCGCAGUAUCCAAGAACCUAUGCACACGCACAGCCUUUGAACAAGGAUUCUCUCGUGUCGCCCAAUCUUUGGAGGACAUUGUCAUCGAUGCGCCCAAAGCAUGGGACUUUCUAGACACCAUGGCUAAGGGGGCCGGUCUGACAGAGGAAAGUCAGAGAUGGACAAUGCCAAGGACGGUAAAUGGGAAGAGGACUCCCUUUUCCGUUACUAGUGCCGUCGAUGGCUCUAUCCGAUCAUCCAGCACCAAUGUAGACAUCGAUCCAGCAGAAGAAGUUCGGCAAAUUUAUUCCCUGGCUCUUUUGUUCGGGCACUUGAUACGUGACGACGGUAGCGGAAUUUAUGACAACAAGGAAAUCAUAUCCAAGAAUAUUGCCAAAGAUGCACCCAGCGCUCAAGGGAUCGCAAUACGUGGUACGGAUGGUGUGUCCCGUUCUGGAUCCAUGCCGUCUGGCUCCCCUGCUUUCACUGUGCCGCAACAGGAAGUGGACGACGCCGUGAACACGAUGCAGCAUGGUUCGCACAAUACUGUGCCAUCUAAUAUGCCACAACUCUACGCUGGCCAAAUUGAAGAAUACAGAGCUCGGGAAGCAAGUUGGUCCAAGGAGGUUGAAUUUCUUCGUCGGCAAGUCGCAAUAUGGCAAGAGCUCCAUAAACAAUCAGAAGAUAAACGAAAAGAUGUGACCAUUCACCGCCACCUCGUAGGACAAUCAGACACCAGUCUGUCAUCCGAACUAGCAUUUUCGGAGACAGAGACGUCUAUAACUCUGGAUGACGGCGUAUCGCAAUGGCUUACGUACUCCUCUCCUUAG
This is a messenger RNA of Pleurotus ostreatus (oyster mushroom), 2043 nucleotides long. RefSeq lists its product as uncharacterized. The transcript is spliced from 5 exons. NCBI's taxonomy places the organism in Eukaryota, Fungi, Basidiomycota, Agaricomycetes, Agaricales, Pleurotaceae. Gene Ontology annotation, cellular component: eukaryotic translation initiation factor 4F complex. Bases 1 to 2043 code for a protein of 680 amino acids. Gene Ontology annotation, molecular function: translation initiation factor activity; protein binding; mRNA binding. The record is from RefSeq and is a predicted model, not a curated record.